Messenger RNA from Dioszegia hungarica, 1140 nucleotides. RefSeq lists its product as uncharacterized. Gene Ontology annotation, cellular component: intracellular membrane-bounded organelle. Lineage: Eukaryota; Fungi; Basidiomycota; Tremellomycetes; Tremellales; Bulleribasidiaceae. Gene Ontology annotation, molecular function: phosphatidylinositol binding. The record is from RefSeq and is a predicted model, not a curated record. The transcript has 3 exons. The coding region runs from base 1 to 1140 and encodes 379 amino acids.
AUGUCGGACAUCCAGAAUAUCGCCAUCACCUCGACUCAGACGGUUCAGCAACCUAAGCCACAUACGACCUACACUAUCCAAAUCUCCACGCCAAUCCGGACAUGGACCGUAGCGCGGCGCUAUUCGGACUUUAUCGACCUCCAUGCCGAGCUGACAUCUUCGACGGGGAGAGAGCCACCCGGGACGUUACCAGGGAAGCACGUCUGGAGCUUGACACGAUCUGUCUACGAUGACAAGAUCAUCCGGGAACGCCGUGUACUCCUUGAGCAGUACCUCCGCUCCAUCCUUACUACCAAAGACACCCGCUGGCGCCAAGCAUACGGGUGGACCGACUUCCUCGCUGUCCCGCAAGUCCGCGCAUCUGGGUCUGGCCCUUCCUCUUCAUCCUCCUCCUUCGACCCUUCUUCCUCAUCGACCGUCGGCCCGUCUCCCGAGAUCUGGACGCCUCAGACCUGGCUCUCGGAACAGACCGCCCUCUCCUCCCUCAUCCGCUCGAUCCGGUCGGCGCUCCUCAAGCGGGAUGCUUUGGCGGGCAUGUCGGACGCAGUAGGCAGUCGACAGGCGGGCGUUGAGGCCAAGAGGCUCUUACGGGAUCUAGGACCCCGAGUGGAUCGACUGGAGAAGGAGCUGGGUGGACUGAAGGGCGGACUAGGGGAAGGCGAGAAACGGCGGAGAGAAGAGAUGGUUGAGAAUCUCCGGGCGGAACGAGGAAGCUUGACGAGGAUGGCAGAGGCGGGAGUCAGGGCAGGAGGGGGAGGAAGUGGAUUCUCCCGAGCCAGUGGUGGAGGGGGCGAUUCGGGCUCGCCAACGCCCGCGUCAUCGGCACUAUUUGGCUCGCAUGCCCACGCACCGGCCGCACCGGGAAGAGUGUUUGGGCAGAAGGCGCCGCCGCAGGAGACGGAGGAGACGCGGCCGCUGGACGAUGGGGGCGUGCUUCAGCUACAGCAGAGCAAGAUGGGCGAGCAGGAUCAGGCGCUUGGAGAGCUCAGUAAGCUGCUCCAGAGGCAGAGGAAGAUGGGGGAGGAGAUCUACCAGGAGAUUGGGGAGCAGAAUGAGAUGCUGGAUGAUCUGGAUACGUCGGUGGAUAAGACGGGAGGCAAGUUGGGCAAGGCAAAGAGGGAGAUGAAUAGGUUGAAGUAA